AUGGCCGAGGGCGAGGGCGCUGGCGGAGUCCAGGGCGACCUGGAAAAGGAACUGACGUGCUCGAUCUGUACCGACGUGCUCUACCAGCCGCUCACGCUGCUCGACUGCCUGCACACCUUCUGCGGCGCCUGUCUGAAGGAGUGGUUUGCCUUCCAAGCCUCGACCGCCACGUCGAUACACCCGUACACCUGCCCCUCGUGCCGGGCCUCGGUGCGCACCACACAGCCCAAUGCCACCGUCACCACGCUGCUCGACAUCUUCCUCAAGGCGAACCCCCAGAGCGGCAAAAGCGCCCAAGAGAAGCAGGCGGACCGCGACAGAUACCGGCCAGGCGACAAUGUGCUACCCAAGCUCAGGCGCCGGGAUGAGCGCGAUGACACCCAUCAGCGCAUGCUCGAGGCAGCUCAGCAGCCGAGUCUGAGGGACGCGGGCAUCGCAAGCAGCAGGAGGGCCAGCCGGGAGCCUCGGAGAGAGCGCACAACAAGGGAGCGAAGCCGCAACGGGAGGCGGUCUGCCAGCCAAAAUCCGCCCGGCGCAUCCCCGUCCAGGGCCGUCAUACCGCCCCGCGCCAUCGAGCACCAGUCCAGCCUGCGCUCUCUGCUGAGCGCCUCGGACCUCGACGCAGAAGACGUCGACGAAGAUCUCGUGCGCCAGGUGCUGGAGGAGCUGGUGUCCGAGGGCGUCGACCUGAACCAGAUUGGCACUGCGCAGGAAGACGAGAUCACCGAGAGGAUAGCCGAGGCUGUGCGACGGCGGCAGGCAGAGCGACAUGCUGAAAGACAGCGCGAGAGGAGGGAGAGGCGGGAGCGUCUGGACGACGAAGCUGCGCGCAGGAGAAGGCAUGGACGUUCCGAGAGUGGCGCAUCGACGCCCCAGACGGCAGUAGGACCCCCUAUAUCCAGACCUGCUCUCAUCGACGCCGCAAAUCGAGGCGGGCGGGCACCGCGCCAGCGAUCGUCAAGCCAGGGCAGCUCUCGAUCCGCCACGAGGGUAGAGCGCCCUACACCUGGCUCGGCUCCUGCAAAUCCGGCGACCGGCGACCGUCAUUCAUCAUCGGAGCUCGCUCGUCCAAGGCCACGUCGACAGUCCGACAAUCAGCAGAGAAAUAGGCUCGACGUUCGAGAGCAGUUCCGCAUCAGUCUCCACACCAGCAACAACAAUAACAACAAUGAGACAGUGUCAAGUCCUAGCUCGCCCCAGAGCCUCGGCUUCGAUCUGCCCAACAGCGGCAGUCCAACGACUUCUCUAGCUACAGUUGGCACUCCAGCUGUGCCCUUGUCUUCCUCUACUCCUGCCGUCACGCCUUUCCAGCCUCCUUCGGCUCGCCGUACUACCGACCCUACCACAGCCGAACUGCCACGCUCUUCUCACAGUACUACUCCCCCCUCGCUAUCGCCUCCUGCUUUCCCUCGUUCCACCCCCGAUCCGACCUGUAACACUGGCGACUACGACAUUUGCAUGAGCUGCUACCACAAACUCGUCAUCAGCGGUCGCAUCACCAAAGAAGACGGCGUAAACGGAUGGCGCAAGUGCCUCCGCAGCCAUCGCAUGUACAUUGUAGGAUUCGAAGACCGUGACGGCGCACAACGGCGCAUGGUUGUCCGCGAUCUAGUAGGCGGCUACGCACUGAAAGAAGAAGACGAAAUGGCCAGAGUACAGCGGUACCCACCAGAUGGCGGUAUAGGCUUGAGAUUACUGGCUAGAUGGGGCUAUCUGCCGGAUGAAGGAGUAGAAGAUGAAUUAUCCUUUCCUAGAGGAGCAGAGAUAAGGGAAGCAGCUGAUAUCAAUGGAGACUGGUAUUGGGGUGUUUACUGUGGUGUUGGAAAACUGUUUCCUGCAAACCAUGUCACAUCUGUCUAA
This is a messenger RNA of Alternaria viburni, 1860 nucleotides long. RefSeq lists its product as uncharacterized. The record is from RefSeq and is a predicted model, not a curated record. NCBI's taxonomy places the organism in Eukaryota, Fungi, Ascomycota, Dothideomycetes, Pleosporales, Pleosporaceae. Gene Ontology annotation, cellular component: nucleus. Gene Ontology annotation, molecular function: metal ion binding; ubiquitin-protein transferase activity; protein binding. Gene Ontology annotation, biological process: ubiquitin-dependent protein catabolic process; mitotic cell cycle checkpoint signaling; protein ubiquitination. Bases 1 to 1860 code for a protein of 619 amino acids. The transcript has 3 exons.